AUGUCUGACCUGGAACAUAUUCCUCCCCGGUUCCAUUCGUUUCAUUCUGUGGUUCUCUCUGUAAGCUUUUGCAUCAGGCCAUCCUUCUCUGCGUCGUGUGAAGACCACCUUUGGCCCGCCAUGGAGCUCAACUCCACCACAAUCCACGAUGCCAUCCACCCGACCGCCGCCUUUGCCCAGAACCGGUCAGCACUCGAGCUUGCUUUGCCCACCGGCAAUGACACUGGACAAGCCUCUUGGCUCGAAUCCCAGCUGAACCCCAAGAACCGGGUUGACAGCCUUGACCCCCUUCCCAACCCACUCUGGAGGAUCGACGGCUGUACCGCCAUAGGCACGCAGUACUAUGCCCUACCCUUGCACGUGGGCGAGGUCCCACCCAUGCGCCUCGAUGUGUUCCUCCCCAUGGAAACCACACGGAACCCUGUCCUUCGGGACGUCCUAGACCUGGAUGCCGCCUUCCACACCAAAGACUCGACGAGACUGAACCGUCUCGGGGUCACCAGGCACAUUCUCAGAGCUUUGCAGAAGUGGUCAUUGGAGGGUGAAGGGACAGCAGAACACAUUGCUGCCUUGUACAAGGACCAGCCUUUUGGUACACGCAUCAUUCUCGAACUUGGCUUCAGUCUUGAGAGCGUCAAGAUCACCGUCGCCACAACCUGGCACGUGGAGAAGCAGCUCAUCAGGCCAAAGGCGCUGGUUGAGACUUUGGGACUGCCCAAGGAGGUCAUUCCGGAAACCAUCGACAUUUCGAACCUGAGCAUUGUCCAGCAGCUGCACGACAGUGUCUGCCUGGUGCGCAUUCAUCAUGAUGACCCAGAAGAUGGCCAGAAGCUGUGGAUCUUCAAGGCCCUCACCAGCAACACAAAGUAUCUGGUUUGCGAGCUGCGCAACCUUUUGCUCAUGGAGCCUCAUCCGCAUGUUGUUUCGAAGCCAAAGUACCUAGUCACCAAGUACUGCCGCUUUGGGGGAAAGACGGCCGUGGUGGGUUUCAUCAUUCCGUUUUACGCGGCCGGCAGCCUCCGGGACACGAUUCCUCUGCUUCACAUCCAUGGGCUUCUCAAGCCGGAGAUGCAAAUAAUGUGGGCUAGGCAGCUUGCCUCUGCCGUCUUGCACGUCCGCGAACGUGGCGGGAUUUACUAUCCCGACCUCCGGCUUGAUAAUGUUGUUCUCACGGCCGGGGGGGACUUGGUCAUGGUGGACUUUGAGCAGCGGGGUGUGUGGUGCGAGUUUGCUGCGCCUGAGGUGAACGCGAUUGCUUAUGUGCAUACGUUGGCUGUGGACGAGGGAGCGGAGGAGGAAGGGUUAGAGCAAGAGCAUGGGGACGACAGCAGGCUUCUGUACAACCAGUUUAUUCCUGGUGAGGAGAGGCCCAACCGGUGGGCCGAGCUUCUCAGCCGGAUCCUCCCCGGCUGGCAGGUUUUGGAGCAGGAUGAAAUGUACACACCGCUUCCCCAUGGGUAUAAGAGCUAUAAUAUCCCCUGGCUGGCGCUUGAUGAGGCGGAACAGGAGGCGGCUGAGGCGUACAUGCUCGGGCGCGUCUUGUGGUGUAUUUUUGAGGGGCAGUGUGCACCACAGCACGCUGCCGUUUGGCAGUCUUACAAGCGAGAGCCCGACUAUGAGUUUCCUGAAUAUCGGCACACUCCCCUUCCGAUUAGGGAUCUCAUUGAUGGGUGCACCAAGGGCAGGAGGGAGACUUUGUCGAAGCUUGUCACUCGGGUGGGAAGCAAGAUGGUGCUUCGUCGGAAGGAUGGUCUGGUGGAUGUGAAUUGCACACCGCUCGAGGUGCUUGAUGCGGCGAGGGAUUGGUGGAGGGUGGAAGUGGAGGUGGCGGAAAGGUUUUUGACCAUGCGGGAGGAGUUGAAGGGGAGGGGGGAGUGGAAGGGGAACUGGUAUGGGAGGCUGAGGUUGAGGGAGGUUGUGCAGAGGUUGGAGGAGUAUGAGAGGGAGGUUGGGGUGAAGGAGGUUGAUAGGGAGGUUUUGGCGGAGUUGUUGAAGAGGUGUAAGUGA
Molecule: messenger RNA, 2007 nt
Organism: Podospora bellae-mahoneyi
Lineage: Eukaryota; Fungi; Ascomycota; Sordariomycetes; Sordariales; Podosporaceae
Exons: 1
Coding region: 1-2007 (668 amino acids)
Source: RefSeq, a predicted model, not a curated record